Messenger RNA from Theobroma umbraticum, 2098 nucleotides. RefSeq names its product trihelix transcription factor PTL-like. NCBI's taxonomy places the organism in Eukaryota, Viridiplantae, Streptophyta, Magnoliopsida, Malvales, Malvaceae. The record is from RefSeq and is a predicted model, not a curated record.
CUAAUCUCACAAACAUUUUGACUCUCUUUCUCUCUCUCUCUCUCUUUUUCUCUCUCAUUCUGUUAAGUAUUCGGUAUUCAGUCCAAACAAAAAAACCUAAUGGAAAUGGGCGAUCAGUACGGCCUGCCUGAUCUCCGGCGAUUCCUAGCCAGGAGGACUCAUUUUCCGGACCACACACAACCCUCUGAACCCUACUUCACUCACACUCAUAGAAACAUGGCUCCAUUAGCUCCAUACCAUGAAGCCUUCAUGGUGAGCAAUGGGAUGGCAGUGCCUAGCAGCUUGAUUAGGUUUGGCCAUGAUCAUUUCGCAGGUGCUUCUGCCACCACUACUGCUAUUGCUGCUUCAGCUUCUUCGGCUGCUGCUUCUGGUCCUUGCGCAGCACUGUUUGGAGUUGAGAUGGAGAGUAGUGGGAUUGGAUGGAGUCUGGGAAAUAUUGAAGGUGGAAACAGCCGGUGGCCCAGGCAAGAGACUCUCACACUGCUUGACAUCAGAUCUAGACUUGAUUCCAAGUUCAAAGAGGCCAAUCAGAAAGGACCCUUGUGGGAUGAAGUCUCUAGAAUCAUGGCCGAGGAACACGGGUACCAGAGAAGUGGGAAGAAAUGUAGAGAGAAGUUUGAGAACCUGUACAAAUACUACAAGAAAACUAAGGAAGGUAAAGCUGGAAGACAAGACGGCAAGAAUUACAGAUUCUUCCGCCAACUUGAAGCCCUUUAUGGAGAAACAAGCAAUCAGAGUUCACUCUUGGAAACCAACCUUGCCCAAAGGACUCUUCUUUGCCAAACUCCAAACAACACAAUGAACCAGGAAAAUCAAGAAUUCUUGCAAGAGCAGAAGCUGAGUGAGAGCCUUACUUUCUCCAACGCCUCCGAAUUUGAGACUUCAUCGUCGGCAAACAAUGAUGAAGACCUUUCAGCCAUUGCUUUUAUGAUGAAACAGUCCAUGGUUGAAAAGCAGAAGAGUAUCAAUGAGAGUGGAAGUAGUUCGAGGGUUAAGAAGGGCUGGAAAACAAAGGUUAAGGAUUUUGUGGAAUCACAGAUGAAGAAGUUAAUCUAUUCACAAGAUGUGUGGAUGGAGAGAAUGUUGAAGGCCAUUGAAGAUAAAGAGCGAGAGAGAGUGUCGAAAGAGGAAGAGUGGAGGAGACAAGAGGCUGCACGGUUUGACAAGGAACACGAAUUCUGGGCGAAGGAGAGAACUUGGGUUGAAGCACGUGAUGCUGCAUUACUGGAUGUUUUGAAGAAGUUUACAGCUGGGAAAGGACUAGAAGUUUCAUCCUCAGCUGAAGCGCCUGUGAUUACUGAAACGCAUAGCCACAACAAAAACCAGCAGGAUGCGAUUAACACAAACAGAUGGACUGAACAUGAAAUCUCAAGCUUGAUACAGCUUCGAAAAAGCUUCGAGCCAAGAUUCCAGGAAGCUGGGUAUUCAAAGGAAAGCCUGUGGGAAGAAAUAGAAGCAAAAAUGGUGGGUUUGGGGUAUGAACGUGACGCAGUUGAGUGUAAAGAAAAGUGGGACAAUAUGCAGAUGUACUUCAACAUGACAACAGGGUGUUACAAGAAGCGCAAAGAGGACUACAGGAGCAGUAAUUAUUUUCAGCCGCUUGACUCCUGUGAUGGUCAAGAAAACAAUACUAAUACGGUCAAACAAAGGGAUUCACCUUCAAAUUCUUAUGUGGGCACUCAUCAACAGCUCCAUGACACUAACUCCUUUCAAAUUGCUGUACGCCAAGGAGAUCAGCGCUUAUGGGACAGGUAUGGAUUGAAGCUGGGUAAGGGGAAGAAUCAGCAAGUUUAGUUGUGUCUUUGUUUAUAGCUAGUAGCUAGCUACUAGCUAGCAGCUAGCAGCUAGUGCUAGUACUGCUACAGAAACAGCUUUAACUAUUGGUGAGGAGGCGAUGAGGGAUUUUCACUUGUUUUAUCUGUGUAACAAAUUAAAAGCACUGACUAUUGAGAACUUUUAUUAGUAGGAAAUUAGUGCUUAAAAUGUCAGGAAAAUUAAGCUUGGUAAAUUUGGACUUUGGAGUCAAUGACAUCAAUUCAAAGGGUUUAAUUUAACUAAAACAAAUGAAAGAAGACCAUUAAUUUAUUUGUACCUGGCU